Messenger RNA from Pipistrellus kuhlii (Kuhl's pipistrelle), 3161 nucleotides. RefSeq names its product potassium voltage-gated channel subfamily Q member 2 (gene KCNQ2). Gene Ontology annotation, biological process: potassium ion transport; transmembrane transport. Gene Ontology annotation, cellular component: membrane. The transcript is spliced from 18 exons. Lineage: Eukaryota; Metazoa; Chordata; Mammalia; Chiroptera; Vespertilionidae. Gene Ontology annotation, molecular function: voltage-gated potassium channel activity. The record is from RefSeq and is a predicted model, not a curated record. The coding region runs from base 98 to 2794 and encodes 898 amino acids.
GCCGCCGCCGCCCCCGCCGCCCUGCCCUGCGGCUCGCGGGCCGGGGGCCUGGGCUCGGGCGCCCCUGGCCGCCCCUGAGCGCGCCGCCGCCCGCACCAUGGUGCAGAAGCCGCGCAACGGCGGCGUGUACCCCGGCCCGAGCGCCGAGAAGAAGCUCAAGGUGGGCUUCGUGGGUCUGGACCCCGGCGCGGCCGACAGCACCCGCGAUGGCGCGCUGCUCAUCGCCGGCGCCGAGGCCUCCAAGCGCGGCAGCAUCCUCAGCAAGCCGCGCGCGGGCGCGGGCGCCGGGAAGCCCCCGAAGCGCAACGCCUUCUACCGCAAGCUGCAGAACUUCCUCUACAACGUGCUGGAGCGGCCGCGCGGCUGGGCCUUCGUCUACCACGCCUACGUGUUCCUGCUGGUGUUCUCCUGCCUCGUGCUCUCCGUGUUCUCCACCAUCAAAGAGUACGAGAAGAGCUCGGAAGGCGCGCUCUACAUCCUGGAAAUUGUAACCAUCGUGGUGUUCGGCGUGGAGUAUUUUGUGCGGAUCUGGGCCGCGGGCUGCUGCUGCCGGUACCGCGGCUGGAGAGGGCGGCUCAAGUUCGCCCGGAAACCCUUCUGUGUGAUCGACAUCAUGGUGCUCAUUGCCUCCAUUGCGGUGCUGGCCGCCGGCUCCCAAGGCAACGUCUUCGCCACGUCCGCGCUCCGCAGCCUGCGCUUCCUGCAGAUCCUCAGGAUGAUCCGCAUGGACCGGCGUGGCGGCACCUGGAAGCUCCUGGGCUCUGUGGUCUAUGCCCACAGCAAGGAGCUGGUCACCGCCUGGUACAUCGGCUUCCUGUGCCUCAUCCUGGCCUCGUUUCUGGUGUACUUGGCCGAGAAGGGUGAGAACGACCACUUCGACACCUACGCAGACGCGCUCUGGUGGGGCCUGAUCACCCUGACGACCAUUGGCUACGGGGACAAGUACCCCCAGACCUGGAACGGGAGGCUCCUGGCGGCAACAUUCACCCUCAUUGGCGUCUCCUUCUUUGCUCUUCCUGCCGGCAUUUUGGGGUCUGGCUUUGCCCUGAAAGUUCAGGAGCAACAUCGGCAGAAGCACUUUGAGAAGAGGCGGAACCCUGCCGCAGGCCUGAUCCAGUCUGCCUGGAGGUUCUACGCCACCAACCUGGCGCGCACGGACCUGCACUCCACGUGGCAGUACUACGAGCGCACGGUCACCGUGCCCAUGUACAGCUCACAAGCUCAAACCUACGGGGCCUCCAGACUGAUCCCCCCGCUCAACCAGCUGGAGCUGCUGCGGAACCUCAAGAGCAAAUCCGGCCUCACAUUCAGGAAGGAGCCGCAGCCGGAGCCGUCCCCCAGUAAAGGCAGGACGUGCAGAGAGGGCCUGUGCGGAUGCUGCCCUGGACGCUCUAGUCAGAAGGUCAGUUUGAAAGACCGUGUCUUCUCCAGCCCCCGAGGUAUGGCUGCCAAGGGGAAGGGGUCCCCGCAGGCUCAGCCCAUCAGGCGGUCGCCCAGCGCCGACCAGAGCCUGGAGGACAGUCCGAGCAAGGUGCCCAAGAGCUGGAGCUUCGGGGACCGCAGCCGCGCACGGCAGGCCUUCCGGGUCAAGGGCGCCGCGUCACGGCAGAACUCAGAAGAAGCAAGCCUCCCCGGGGAGGACAUCGUGGAUGACAACAAGAGCUGCACUUGCGAGUUCGUGCCCGAGGACCUGACCCCGGGCCUCAAAGUCAGCAUCCGGGCCGUGUGCGUCAUGAGGUUCCUGGUGUCCAAGCGGAAGUUCAAGGAGAGCUUGCGGCCCUACGACGUGAUGGAUGUGAUCGAGCAGUACUCAGCCGGCCACCUGGACAUGCUGUCCCGCAUCAAAAACCUGCAGUCCAGGAUAGAUAUGAUUGUGGGCCCCCCACCCCCUUCAACUCCCCGGCACAAGAAGUACCCCACCAAAGGACCCACGGCCCCUCCGAGAGAGUCACCCCAGUACUCGCCUAGAGUGGACCAGAUCGUGGGGCGGGGCCCGGCGAUGACCGACAAGGACCGGACCAAGGGCCCGGCGGAAGCAGAGCUGACGGAGGACCCCAGCAUGAUGGGCCGGCUGGGCAAGGUGGAGAAGCAGGUCCUGUCCAUGGAGAAGAAGCUGGACUUCCUGGUCAGCAUCUACACGCAGCGCAUGGGGAUCCCGCCCUCGGAGACCGAGGCGUACUUCGGGGCCAAGGAGCCCGAGCCCGCACCGCCCUACCACAGCCCCGAGGACAGCCGCGACCAGGGGGACCGCAGCGGCUGCAUCGUCAAGCUCAUCCGCUCCACCAGCUCCACCGGCCACAAGAAUUUCGCGGCGCCCCCGGCCGCGCCCUCCGCCCAGUGCCCGCCCUCCACUUCGUGGCAGCCUCAGGGCCAUCCACGCCAGGGCCACGGUGCCUCGCCCGUGGGGGCCCACGGCCCGCUGGUGCGCAUCCCGCCGCCGCCCUCCCACGAGCGCUCGCUGUCCGCCCACAACGGCGGCCGGGCGGGCGCCGAGGGCCUGCGGCACGAGGGCGCGCUGCGCGACAGCGACACGUCCAUCUCCAUCCCGUCCGUGGACCACGAGGAGCUGGAGCGCUCCUUCAGCGGCUUCAGCAUCUCCCAGUCCAAGGAGAACCUGGACGCACUCAACAGCUGCUACGCGGCCGCGGCGCCCUGCGCCAAGGUCAGGCCCUACAUCGCGGAGGGCGAGUCGGACACGGACUCGGACCUCUGCACCCCCUGCGGGCCGCCGCCCCGCUCCGCCACGGGCGAGGGCCCCUUCGGGGAGGUGGGCUGGGCCGGGCCCCGGAAAUGAGGCCCGUCGCUUCUCCCUGACUCCUGGCCUGGAGGGGGCGAGGCGGACCCUCCGGUGCCCAUGCCUGAAGCGGCGGCGGCAGUGAGGCUCCCGUCUUCACGGUGGAGGUUAACGGAAGUCCUUUCCCAACAGUGGCACUCAGGCCGCAUGCCCGCUCUGCAGACCCCGGCCCACGUGUGCGAGGGCGGGUGUCGGCAGAGGACGGCCCGGGUACAGGCUGGAGGGGUGGAGUCAGGGAGCGGGCCAGAGUGAGGGUGCCCGGGCGGGACAGGCCUGUGCCCUGGAGGUGUGUCCCGGUGCGCUGCCGGGAGGACGCCCCUAGCCUCCCAGUGCCACCCGCUGCGGUCUGAGUGCCCGAGAGGAGGGG